GAAACUAAACGCUAAAAUGCCGAUACGAGCGGAGAAUAAAACAUCACAGCAUGUCGAUAGCAUGUUUAUAGACACGUGCACAUUAUUUAAAGAACGUCGUAGGUUAUAUUUAUGAAUAUUAAAGUAUUGUGAUACCACUGAAGUACCGUCAUUUUGUGUCUUUAAUAAAUAAAACGUAUGAGAUUUACGCUGAUGUCCCACGCUUGCGUUGUUGGCGUUAUAUAGGGGUACGGCAGCUACAUGGGUUGAUUUAUUUUGUGGUCUCCAACAAAUGGGCAGAGAUAUUCUUAAAGGGCUCAUCGGGUGAAAAUGCGAAUUUGUCCGUGUUUAAAUGCCACAAUCGCGCGCCCGGUGUAUCUAGCAACUCAGAAAACGUGAAAAACGAGAUCCCAGUAAGUAUUUAGAUGAGCCUUUCCCUGCAAGCAUGUGAGAAAUCGAGCCGUUCAGAUUUCCCCCUUGUAGUGACGUAGAGGGAGGCUCUUUUUAUAAUGUUACCGCCCCUUAAUCUACACAAUUCCCCCCACGCGCCAUUGUUGAUUUCUCGAGCGCCAGCGGUGCACGUUACGUCAUGGCUAAAGUUCGUGCACAACAUGCGAACUGUAAUGUAGUUGCCUGCACAGACGAACACAAGUCUUUGUUUAGAGUCCCAACCUCGGAAAAGACGAGACAGGAGUGGAUUCGUUUUAUUUUUGGCGGAAACCCGCCGGAACGCAUAAGUAAAAACCUCCACGUGUGCGCGAAUCACUUCAAGCCAGAAUGCUUUACGAACCUCGGGCAGUACAACGCAGGGUUAGCUUCGAAGUUGUUGCUCAACGUGGGAACAAGACCAACUGAACGAGGCAACGCUGCAGGUGGAAAAAAUGCAAGCACAUCUGAACAAUUGACCAAGGUGCAUCAUGUGGCCUGUCAGACAGACGCACCAAAAUUGUGCACAGUUGCCACCCAGCUGUCUAUAAAAACCUUACGACCUCGUUACCAAAGCAAAGGCACACAGACAACUCUGUUACGCACUGAGGUUGGUGUUGACACCUUGCAACCACUCCCGUUAUUGACACCGAUGAAGAGGGCUAGUAAGAGACCUCGCUUAGAGAUGGAGGAUGAAGAGGUGGACACUACGGGACGCAGCUCAAGUGCUAACAUUGAAGAGCCGAGUGAUUCUGCAUAUGAUCCUGCAGACUCUGUCGCAACUUUGACGGAGCCAUCGGAUAUAACAAUGGACUCCUCUAAGCCGGCUCAUAAGACUGCUACAUACAUCGUGUAUGAAAACUGUCUGAUGGAGCUCUUUGAGGAUUGCCCGAUGUGUCACGGGGUUUCAGAUGUGCGGGCAAGAAGGGUUGGCACAUUUCUCCGUGUGGAGCAGCAGUGCCCACAGUGCGACUACUUUAGAAAGUGGAACAGUCAGCCUGUUCUUGGAAGCACUCCUGUGGGGAACCUCCAGCUUUCUGUUGCACUGUAUGCCAAUGGUGCCUCUUUCUUCAAACUUGAAAAGAUAUUCCGGUCAAUGCAACUGAAAAUGUACAACUAUGACACCUUUCGGAGACAUGCCAGGAGGUACAUAGAGCCCGCAAUUGUACAUAGUUGGAAGACCGCACAGGAUGCCAUGUUGCAACAGCUCAGUCAACAGCCGAAUGUCGUCCUAGGAGGUGAUAUGAGAGGUCAUUGUGCCAAAUUUGGUAGUUACACGGUCAUGGACAUAAGGACCAGCUCUAUUAUUGAUCUGCAGCUAGUUCAGAGCAAUGAAGUCGGAGGGAGCAAUAAUAUGGAGAAAGAGGGACUGAAGAGAAGCCUCGAGCUCUUGAGGGCACGCAGCGUGACGUGCGAUAGUAUAAUCACAGACCGCCAUCCUCAAAUACAGAAGUUUCUGCGGGAUGCAAACAUCACACACUAUUACGAUGUCUGGCACAUAGAAAAAGGAAUAUCCAAGAAAAUUUGUAAGAUAGCUCAGCGUAAGUCAUGCAAGAACCUGCAGAAGUGGCAACGGAGUAUUAAAAACCACAUUUAUUGGACUGCAGCCUCUUCUUCAUCAGGGCGAGAGAGAGUGGCAAAGUGGACUUCCAUUCUCAAUCAUGUACAGGACAUACACACACAUGAAGAUCCAGGUUUUCCACGGUGUUUGCAUCGGCAACACGCAUCUAGGGACAAGAGCAAGUGGUUGAGAGCUGCAACACCUUCCUUAUGUAGACUCGAGAAUAUCCUUACUAACAAGAGGAUUCUAAAGGAUGUUGAGAAGCUGAGCCCUCACACUCAGACUUCAGCGUUGGAGGCAUUUCACAGUGUAAUUCUGCAUUUCGUGCCCAGGAAUGUAGCAUUUCCAUUUCUUGGAAUGCUAUGCAGACUCUAUCUGGCAGCCCUGCAUUUUAACGAAAAUGCUCGCCGGCCCCAAGCCACCACAACAGCUGGCAAGCCACUGUUCAAAGUCUCUUUCCCGAAAUACAGGAAAGGAGAAUGUACUGUGAAGCCGGUCAAAGUAAACCCAACCUUCCAUUAUGUGGACGACCUGAUGGACCUUGUCUUUGACAAAGUUGCCCUGGACCCGACCCCAUAUGUGGAAGAGGUGUUGAAGAUCCCCAUACCCGAGGAUCUCACUGCCCAGUUUGCGAAACCAGACAAGCUGGAAAUUAUAGAGCGAUAUGUGUCAAGGUUCAAUCAAAGGCAGGUCUGAACCCCACAUAUCAACCAUGAGCAUCAGGGAACUCUCCACCCAGAUGCGCCGGCCCAGAAAACCCCAUCACCAGCAGACCAAGCUUCUGUACGCCAAAUACCUGUACCGGCUGAAACAAUAAAUAAAUCUAUAUUUUGAAAAAGAA
Messenger RNA from Triplophysa dalaica, 2807 nucleotides. RefSeq lists its product as uncharacterized. The transcript has 11 exons. The coding region runs from base 569 to 2662 and encodes 697 amino acids. NCBI's taxonomy places the organism in Eukaryota, Metazoa, Chordata, Actinopteri, Cypriniformes, Nemacheilidae. The record is from RefSeq and is a predicted model, not a curated record.